AUGUCUCGGCCAGUCUUCACCGUCGUCUUCCUGUCCAUCUUCUAUCUCGCCAAGGUCUCCAUCAACGACCUCGGCACCGCCAACGGCCUCAAUGAUGUCAUCGCAAAGAACCUCCAGCUGGAGCCCAUCCACUUCACCUCCGUGAGACAACUAGACAGCCUGCUCACGAUGCUCGUGCGGUUCUUCCAGCCAAUCGUCACCGGCGCAGACCUCCCCCUGACUCUCUUCUCCAUCUUCAUGGCAGGCCAGCUGCUGGCGGUGCACAUGCUCAUCGUCGUCGAGGGCCUCCGCUUCGGAAACCGCGGCAAGAUCAUCUCAUACACAACCGCUUGGGGCAUGCUCUGGCAACUCAUCACCUUCGGCGUCACCCUCCCCCUCUACUUCCUCACCUGGAUCUGGACCUCCGGGAUCCCCGACUCCACUACCCCAGACGCCCACGCGGAAGCCAUCUCAAUCGAUCCAACCCAGGGCGAAACCAUCCUCCCCGCGUGGUCCCUCGGCGUCCUCCCCCCCAGCAUCGCCGCCGGCCUCCCCUCGCCAUCCCUCAUCUCCCAGCACGCGCAGGAAGUAGCCCUAGCCCUAUGGCAAGCCUUCCCCCUCUGGACCGGCCUCUGUCAAGCCGUCCUCCCUCUCGUCACCAAAGCCCCCAACCCAACGCUCGAAAAGCCAGCCACCAAGAUCGCGCGGUUCCGGAAGAUAUACACCUCCACCCUCGCCCUCGCGGCCCUCCUGCACUACGCCGUCGUCGGGUACGUCUUUCUCAGAGCCGAGUCUGCAGCAGGCAUCGCCCCGACAGACUUCCUGCUGCAGAUUCUCCGGCCCACGUGGCCCUGGGACACAAGGCCCAUGGCGAGCGUCGAGAAGGGGAUCCUGACGCUGCUGCAGUGGGAUAUGUACUGCGCUACGCUGGCGACGUGGAGUUGGAUCGCGUAUAUGGCGUACGCGAGGGCCGGGGUCGGGAGCGUUGUGGUGGAUCUGGGGAAGGCGGUGAUGUGGAGUUGUGUUGUUGGGCCCGGGGGUGCGGCGUUGGCUGUUGUUUGGGGGAGGGAUGUUGAGGCUCUUCGGGCUGCGGAGGGGAAGAGGGUGGAGAAGAAGUGA
Colletotrichum karsti is the source of this 1098-nucleotide messenger RNA. RefSeq lists its product as uncharacterized. The transcript is spliced from 2 exons. The record is from RefSeq and is a predicted model, not a curated record. NCBI's taxonomy places the organism in Eukaryota, Fungi, Ascomycota, Sordariomycetes, Glomerellales, Glomerellaceae. The coding region runs from base 1 to 1098 and encodes 365 amino acids.